Molecule: messenger RNA, 183 nt
Organism: Penicillium alfredii
Lineage: Eukaryota; Fungi; Ascomycota; Eurotiomycetes; Eurotiales; Aspergillaceae
Exons: 2
Coding region: 1-183 (60 amino acids)
Source: RefSeq, a predicted model, not a curated record
AUGUGCAAAGAUUAUCGGGUACGGCGUGGCAAGGUUGGUGGUCAUAACCCCAAUGCAGACGAAAAUGGCGAUGACUCUGAAUCAGAGGACGAAGACAUUGGUGAUGUUUUCUUUCGUACGCUGUGGGGGGAGAGUGCUGAUGUUUCCCCCGAGGAAACAUGGGCAAAGAAUUGGAAUUUUUGA